CUGUAUAAAAGGCAGAGCGGUGUGAGAUUACUUGCUUGGGUGGAGACAAACAGCAUCAACAUGACUCAGCUAAGGCAGAAUAAAAUAAGUUACCUUAUCUAAGCAAAGCUGUGCCACAAUGAGUCAGAGGAAGAGUAAAGCACGGACUUCCUUUGGGCCCACAGCGCCCCCUUUCCUUGACUACCUGAAAAACAUUCUGCGCAGGUAUCCAGAUGGUGGGCAGAUUUUAAAGGAACUGAUUCAAAACGCAGAUGACGGUCAAGCCACAGAGGUGGUUUUCAUUCAUGAUGAGAGAAAAUACGGGACAGAGAGUCUGUGGACAAAUAAACUUGGAAAAUAUCAAGGUCCUGCUCUCUAUGCCUACAACAAUGCACCCUUCACAGACGAGGACUGGGAGAGAAUUCAAAUGGCAGGAAGGAGCGCAAAGGUCAAUGACCCAAACAAAAUCGGGAGGUUUGGGAUCGGCUUCAACUCUGUUUACCACAUCACAGACGUGCCGAUCAUAUUCAGCUCAGGACAUCUUGGGGUGAUGGACCCACAAGAAAAGAUAUUUGGUGAAAGAAACGGAGGCUUUCUGUGGUCCUUGGACGAUGACGAACACAAAGAGGCUCUGAUGACGAUGCAUGAUCAGUUUCAGCCCUUUCGAGACAUUGUGUCAGUUUUAGGAGAAAAAUGGUCAAAAAUGAUUAUGGAGGAUCAACAUUUUCCUGGGACACUUUUCAGGUUCCCCCUCCGCAAUGAAACAUCAGAGAUCUCAGAUAAUCUGUACAAUUCAGGAAAAGUGGUUGAGCUUUUUGAGAGCUUUAUUGCAGAUGCAGAGCUGAGCCUCCUAUUCUUAAAAAGCGUGCGCUCUGUGUCCUUGGUGCACAUAAGCCAUGAUGGUACUAUGAAGACCAGACUUGAAGUAAAAGCCUCCUCCCCAGAAGUCCCACUGGAAUCAGAAGAUGACUCAGACCUUGAGGGUUUGACAAGAUUCAAACAGAUAACACUCAAAUCAGACGUCUACAAAGAAACAAAGUGGCUUGUAACAACAUGCACCAUGAAAAAGGGAAUCAUAGAGGAUCUUGAUGUCCUUGCAGAAAACUUGAGCUUUGUACCCCGAGUUGACUUGGCCUUUCCCAGCAGUGAGGAGAGAUACGGUGAGGGUAGACUGAGCUGCUUCCUGCCUCUCCCGAACAACGAGUCCAACAAGACCGGCCUCCCAGUUCAUGUGAAUGCUUGCUUUGGCCUUACUGACAACAGAAGACAUAUCAAGUGGCAGGAAGAAGAUCAGAAACACGAUAAACAUGCUUUGUGGAAUGAAUUGCUGGUAAACAAAGUACUUCCUAAAGCAUUUGUGGUGAUGAUUCAAGAUGCCACCAAACUUUGUCAAGAAUCUCGCCUGACUGUUUCUUCUGUGUACCGCCUGUGGCCUGACAUCUCCCACAUGCAGCACAAGGACAAAUGGCUUGAAGUUGCUCAGGAUGUUUUCCAUCAGUUAUUCAGACAGAAUGCAGCUGUCCUCUCCCUUGCUAAAGAUGAAAGGUGGUUCAUUCCUUUGUCUGAUGCCAUAAUACCCAGUAAUGGUCCUGAAAGUCCAGACAUAGUAAAUGCUGUUCAAAAGACCUUGGUUUCCUAUGGAGAAAAUCUUGUCACUGUACCAGCUAAUGUAAUGACAGCGAUCAUGACCAGUUCCCACACAACCCCAAAACAAGUCAAUCCAGGCUUCCUCAGGGAGGUUUUACUCAGGAAUGGGGUGCAGUACAUCGCCAGAGAGGACAAGCUCUGCCUUUUGGAGUUUGUCUUGAGUGAUGGAAACUACAAGGAGCUUCAGGGUCUCCAGCUUCUUCCUCUCAGCGAUGGCUCCUUCAGAUCUUUCACCAACUGGGAGGAGGACACCGCUUUGAUUGACAGCAAAGAAUUUCCCAGAGCCCUGCUGCCGUGCUGUAAACACCUUUUCAUCUCAAAUGACCUGAGUUCCACCUGCAGAACUUACUUGACAAAGCUUGCAUCAAAAAAUUUCUUCAAAGUCAUCGUUCUUGAUGCUGCCUGUGUAGUGAAAUACACAAGAAGAUAUUUACCACAAGACUGGACACAGACAGGAAAUGCUCUUGUUUCAUGGAACAUUGGGAACAGUGAACACCCCCCUUCAGAAUGGAUUCAUCAGUUCUGGAAGUUUCUUAACGAUCAUUUCAAAGAUUUGAAUGAUUUCACUGAAAUACCUUUGAUACCAGUCAGCCCUCUGUCCAACAGUCAUCCUGUAUUACUAGCUAAGCUACAACAGAAGACAACUCUCAUUUUUCAAAAGACCAAGAAGAACAGUUUACCAGACCACAUAGCUCAACUGGUGACCAAAGCUGGUGGCACUGUGGUGAGAGGAAAUGACUGGCUCAGGCAUGAAGAUCUGGAUUCUUAUGUGCUCAGUCCAUCUCCAAGAAGUGUCUUAACGAUCUUUUCAAAUGUAAACCAUCAACAUCUGCUGAGAUGUCUAAAAUCAGAACCUUUCGCAGCCCUGGAAGAACUGAAAGGCUAUCUCUCUGGCCUAGAUUAUCUGUCAAACUCAGACAGAGAUUUACUUUUGUCACUUCCCCUGUUCCAGUCUCUGAAAGGCCUCUGUGUAAAUGCUAAAGCAAAACAAGCAGUCCUACUAACAACCAGCCCGAGAGUGCCAACACAUCUGCCAAUGCCUGAUUCAUAUAUCCAAUGUACUUCAAAGGCUGAUGACAGACUCCUACAGCUGCUCAAAGUAAAUGCCUUGAGGCCUGCUGAAGCUGCAGUUGUCCUUGUGGAGAUUAUUGAAAGAAAGUCUUGCAGUGCUGGGGAAACUGAGAAAAUAAUGACUUGGAUUUUACAACAUGGCAACCUUCUUUUCAGUCAAAGUGAGAUAUUGAAAUACAGAUGCAGAGACUUGAAAUUCAUUCAUAGAAAUGGAGAACAGAAUAAGGUUUCAAACUUUUUUGAUCCAAGAGUAAAAACCUUUGUAGACAUCUUUGAGGCAGACUUCUUUCCUCCACCUGUGUACACCCAAACCAAACAGAUGUUGGAAAGCCUAUUGGAGCUUGGUUUAAAAAGCAAAGAAGCAGACGUGAAACCUGACCAUUUAUUGCAAGCUGCCAAGUUGGUUGAAAAACUACAUGCAAACUCUCCAAGCGAGGCCUUCAGAAGAGCUCAAGUUCUCCUUGGUAUAAUGGAUUCCAAUGAUCUUCUGUCAGUCUUUUCUGCCGAACAACUUUGUCAACUAAAGAUGAUAAGAUGGCUACAGUGUGAUCAACCUGGUCAUGUAAAAGGACAACUGAUAGAUGAAUCAGAGAGAAUGUGUAUGUACUCCCCAGAUGAAGUCAGACACACUAUGUAUGAGGACAUUGUCGGCCUUGUAAUGCCUCUAACAGACAAGCUCAGUGAGAGGACAAGCAGCAAACUUGGUCUCAAGCAACUGCCUCCACCUGAGAAAGUAACUGAAAACUUGCUGGUCCUAAAAUCCCAAGCAAAGGAAUUGUCCAACCCUGACACAAAUCCAGAUUUCAAACAAAAACUCCAUUGUAUUUACAGACACAUGCAGGAAAACUGCUCUGCUUUUAAAGCAGUGAUGGACAAAAAGGAGAGUUGGCUUUGGGCCCAUAACCAGUUUGCUUCACCUCAGAAACUGGUUCUUGGCUACCCGGGUGGCUUAGAUCUGAGCUCCUACAUUGUCAAAGUACCGGAUGAAUUCCUACCAUACAAGAGGCUGCUCCAGGAGUUUGGUCUGAGAGCAUCACUUUCAGAUGCGGAGGUCAUUGCCAUUCUGUAUUCUAUCCAGAAAAACAUUGAAGAAAGACAACAGCCUUUUGCAAGUCCUGCUGAAGUAAAAGUGUCAACAGAGAUUCUUUGCUGGCUAUGGAGACAAAAGAAGGUGGUUCCUGAAGAUAUACCAGUGGUGGUUAAUGUAGAGAAUGAACAGUUCACCCUUAAACCACGGUCUGAAGCCCUAAUCUGUGAUUUGGGCAAGGAUAAACUGAAAGAAUUCCAGUUUAGCAUUGAGGAAAUGUACAUCAUACAUGAGGAAAUCCCAAUAGCAGCAGCUGAAUGGUUGAAAGUUAAGUUUCUCAGCAACCAUAUUCUUGCUCCAGAAUCACUAGGAAUUGAACAAUGUGGUCAAAGAGAGCCAAUAACCACACGCAUCAAGAACAUCCUUAAAGAGUACGAUGAGCCAAAUGACAUCUUCAAAGAACUCAUUCAGAAUGCAGAGGAUGCUGGUGCUGAUACCUGCAAAUUUAUGAUUGAUUUCAGAGAACACAAAGAUCCCCCAGAAAGUCUCAUUGAUCCCGGCAUGUCUCUUUGUCAGGGGCCAUGCCUUUGGGCCUUCAACAAUAAACAGUUCACAACUGAGGACUGGGAAAAUGUUGUCAAAGUAGGAUCAGCUUCAAAAGAAACCAAAGUGGAAAAGAUUGGAAAAUUUGGACUUGGAUUUAAUACAGUGUAUCAUGUGACAGAUGUGCCCUCAAUCCUUAGCGGCAGUAAGCUUCUCAUACUUGAUCCGAAUGUCACACACCUCAGGAAACACAUCCAACACAAAACAAAUCCUGGAAUCAAACUGGAUCUCUCUCAAAAGAGAAUCUUGGGUUGCUUUCCUGGACAGUUUGCACAGUAUGAGAACAUUUUUGACUGUAAUUUCAGCAGACAAAGUCCUCCUGAACCGUACACUGGCACUUUGAUUAAAUUGCCUUUCCGAAAUGAAGAAGAGGCUCUAAGUUCAGAAAUAAGUGCAAAGGUCUUCUACAAAUAUGAUAUCCUUGCUUUGAAAGAUUAUUUCAGGCAAAAUUCAAAAUCCUACCUGCUUUUCCUGAAGAAUAUAAACACAUUGUCUCUACAAAGCAUUUCAUGCACUUUAUCAACUCCACCAGAAGAUGAUGAAAUGGAAACAAUCCUGACCGUCUCCAAAACUGUGGAGAGUUUGAGUGCCAUUGAGGAAACACGCACCUUAAAACAGUACCAAGCUGUGAAUUCACUCCAGCAAAUCAAAUCGAAGUGCAAAGACAUUAUCGACAGCCACACAACCAGCAUUAUCAAAAUGACCAGCCAUGAGCAGUUUGAUGAACCUGAGGAUGAUUUCUGGCUCUUGUACAACUGCUUUGGGACAGGGCCCUCCUUGGAAAAGGCCCUUCAAGAAAAUAAUGCAGUUGUCUUUUCUCUUCCAAUUGGAGGAGUUGCUGUGCCUUUGCAAAGAAAUCCAGACACUGGGAAACUGGCCCCUCUAAAUGGAGACUUUGUUGGACAGGCGUUUUGCUUCCUACCCCUUCCAAUUCACACAGGUCUCCCAGUAAAUGUAAAUGGGGCAUUCGCUGUCAUGAGCAACCGCAAAAGCUUGUGGCAAAGUGGAGAGAAAAGGUCAUGGAAUGAAGUUCUUCUUCGUGAUCCUGUAACAACAGCAUACAUCACUGCACUUCUGGCACUGAAGGAAAUGGCUGAAAAACAGCAACUGGAGAGCUACUGCUAUCAUUCAUUUUGGCCUAAAAGGGAGAAAGUGAGCGACAGUUUCAAGCCUUUAGUUGAUGAGUUUUACUCAUCAAUUGCGGCUGAACAAGCCAAUGAUCUGGAGCUUUUCAGUGAUGGAGAACACUGGUGCUCAAUGAACAAUGUCAUAUUUCUACAUGAGAACAUCGAAGGGGAUAAAGACAUCGGUGCACUUGCAGCUCAGAUAUGCAGAAAACAUGUGAAAAAACCCAAAUGUGUUGUUUCUCUUCCGGUGUGGUUGAGAAACAGCUUCAAACAGUGUGGAUUACAACAUGUUUUACAGAGCAAGACAAUGACUUGGACACGAUUUUAUCAAGAGGUGGUCUUUGAAAACCUUGAUGCCAUAGACCCAAACAGUAGAGAUGCCCUGGUGCUACAUGCUCUUGACCUCAAUAACAAAGACAUAAACACACUGCUCCUUCACCAACCAUGCAUUCCUACAGUAAAUGGCCAACUUCAGUGUGUCAAGAAACUUGUGAGUCCAUUUGGAAAAGUGGCCUGUCUUUAUGAACCAAAAGAGGGACGCUUGCUUGGAGGUACCAAAAAUGACUUUCGCUCACCAAAGACAAUUCAGCGUUUGUUGGAACUUGGAAUGACAAACGACAGUCUUCCUUUAGGGGAGAUUCUACUGAAAGCAGAAACAAUAACUGACACCUGGAAGGUCCACAGAAAGAAGGCAAAUGAACAUUUGAAAUGCCUUCUUGAAAUCAUGAAGAAACACAUGGAUGACAAAGACUCUUGUCACUGGGAAACACUGAGGAUUACUACAUUUCUUCCUGCCUUUUCCCCUGGUGACCUAAAGAUGGAAGGAAAAGCUAAACUUUACAAGCCCAUGGAGGUAUUUAGCGAUGAAUACUCUCUGCUUGUUAGCAUGACGCAUCCUGUGUUGGACAGCUCCAGUCUGAGGAUACACAAUGCUGAUCCAGUUCUAGAAAUGUUGGGACUACAGAGAAAUCCAGAUUCAAAUACAGUACUUCACCAGCUUCAAAAAGCCAGUAAUCGAAACGGAUUAACUGACACACCAAUGCUUCAAAAGAUAGCAUUUGCGUGCUACAAUUUUCUUGAUAAGUGGAUCAGUGAAUGUGACAAUAUUGCCUUGUUGUCACAGCAAGCAAACUCAUUUCCAUUCAUUUUCAUUGAUGAUGCAUUUGUGAAUGUCAACCAGGUUGCUGAAAGGGAUACGUUUGAAGCAAAACCAUACCUCCAUGUACUUCCACCUACCUUCCGAAGUUUCAGGAAUCUUUGGGAGAGUGUGGGUGUUGCAAAAAAGUUUAAUACAAGUCACUUUCAGACUGUGCUUCACAAAAUACAUGCCAAGUAUGGAAGUAAGCCACUGUCAAAGGAUGAUCUUUCAAUUUGCCUGUUAAUUUUAAAACAAGAGCUACUUGAGACAGAUGAGAAAAACACAGAUGACUGUCUGAUACCAAAUGUAAAUGGAGUUUUACAACCAGCAAGUGAGUUAUUUUUCAAUGACAGUCCAUGGAUUCCAGUUUCCCCUUUUGUCACCCUGUGUCAUGAAUACAUCCCGCGCUUUAUGGCUCUUCACUUUGGAAUCAAAACAAUCCGACAUCACACCCUUGAACACUUCACAGAUGACAACUUCUCUGCUUUUUCCUUUGACUUUGAACAGCGUGAAGAACUAGCUGUUCGAAUUAAAAACAUCAUCUCAGCUUAUCCAUCAAAGAAGGACAUUCUCAAAGAGUUGAUCCAAAAUGCAGAUGACGCAGAAGCAACAGAAAUUCAUUUUGUUUGGGACAAACGACAACAUGCCAAGGAAAAAACAUUUGGAGAGAGCUGGAACCAUCUGCAGGGUCCAGCCCUGUGUGUGUUCAACAACAAAGUCUUUUCAGGUGAGGAUUUAAAAGGGAUUCAACAGCUGGGAGAGGGAGGAAAACAAAAAACCUUUGGAAAAACAGGUAAAUUUGGGGUUGGAUUCAAUUCUGUGUAUCAUCUGACAGACUGUCCCUCCAUCCUUACUGGAGACAAAUUUCUGUGCAUUUCGGAUCCAAACAUGAAAUACAUUGAAACCCAAUCGAACAACCACAAACUUGGCAUCGGCUAUAACGUAGCUGACACAUUCAAGGAAAUGUAUGAUGACGUCUACAGAUCCUUCCUUCCAGAACAAUUCUUGCUUGAAGAGGGCACCAUGUUCAGAUUACCUCUAAGGAAAAACUACAGCGCAAACAACUCCAGGAUAUCCUGUCAAGAAGUCACAGAGCGUGACAUGAAAGAGCUGUGUUCGGCCCUGUCAGAUGAUCCAGAAGGACUAAUACUAUUCCUGAAAAACAUUUGCAAAAUAACAGUUCAUGAAAUUAAUAACCAAUCAGGGAAACUUCAAACCAUCUUUGCAGUGGAAAAGACUUUGCCACAGGAAAACCGAGAAGAAAAAGAUGAGUUUGUAAAAUGUCUUCAAGAUGCUUUCGAAUGUCAGAGGCCUAUAACUCCUCGCAGAGUUUUCUAUGAAGCUAAAGUUUCAACUUCAAACAGAAGUCAGAGCACAUGGGUCAUUGCAGAGCAAUUUGGCUCAUUCAAGAGCAAGGAAAAUGUGUUCAACAAACCUCCCCAGGGUGCGAUCGCUGCACGGGUGAGCACAAAGGGAGCAGAUGCAGCUUUUAAAGGAGGAGCCUUUUGUUCCCUUCCCUUGCCUGGGAUUACUGGACUACCGGUUCAUGUCAAUGGAAACUUUGAGGUGGAUUCUGGCAGGAAAAACCUCUGGAAAGAAGAUGGCCCAAGUCAGAAAUCCAAUUGGAAUGAGUUCCUCACUCAAGAUGUCAUUGCUCCACUUUAUGCAGAAAUGCUUCAGUACAUCAAACAGAGAAUUGGAAUGAAGACAGUUUCUCUUGCAAGUCUUGAAACAUUUUUUGGUGCUUCCUAUUUUCAGUUUUGGCCUGUCGUAUCCACAAAUGUUAGCCCAGAGUGGCAUGGAAUGAUACAUGAAGUGUACAGGUCAAUAAAAGAGAAAGGCUUUGACCUCAUUCCAGUGUUAAGAAGCUCCACAAAAAAACUUGCAAGUCGAUAUAUAAGAGAAUAUACCUUUGACUGGUGUAAUCUCAGAGAAACAGAGAUAACUGAAGUACCUUACCUGACACAUUUUAGUGAUGACAAAAUUAAUCCAAUUCUGGAAGAUCUUGGAAUGAAGCUGGUUCCUUCCACCAUUUACAUGGACAAGAUAUGGCAGAGCUUCAGAUCAGCUGGCAUUGAAGUAAAAGAUGUCUCCCCAGCUGCCGUGAGAACUUACUUACAAGCAAAGCCUCUAAAUGAUCCAACCAAAACAGGGAUGGAUUUACCCUUGCCAUUGACGGACACUUUGAUCAAAGAUAAAAAAAGAUGUUCAGAGCUCUUGAACUUCUGCUUAAAAGAUCCUGAUUUAAAAAAAACAAAACCCAACCACAAUAUUCUGGAUGGAGUCCCUCUGCUUCUCACAAGAGACGGAGUUCUGAGAGUGUUUGACUCAUCAUCUCCAAGGCUGAUAUCUGUUCAUGAAAACCUUUUCUCAGACCGCACAGACGAGUUUGCAGAUUAUGAAACCAACAAGAGUCACAGAAACAUUCUCGAAGCAUCCAACCUGGUCAAAAGCUUGACUCUUCCAUGUGCAGCAAAGUAUUUAAAGCCGGUAAUUCAACAACAUCUUCAGAAGUGUGAUGUUGAUUUAGACAGCGGUCUUCAUGUUCCAAAUGAAGCAAUGUUGAAAUGGUUGGAAUCCCUCUGGAGAUUCCUUUGUAGUGAAGUUAAAUCACCAAAAUCUCAAAAUGGUAAACAAGCUCCAACACUGAAGGACGUGUUAAAGUUCUUUAGUGAUUGUUCCAUUCUGCCUGUUGUGUCCACAAGGUUAAACAACAAGCAUCUCCUGCAACAGAUAACCAACAUAGCUUGUGUAAUUAAGUUUACUUCUGACAGCAAAAUAACAAACAUCCUUUUCAAACUUGGCUUUUUGAAGUUCGAUUUUACUUUCUUUUUUAGAUCAAACCAAGAACUAGCUAAUCUUCUACGUGAUGAACUAAUGGAUGUAAAUGACUACAGUUCAGUGCUUGACCAGGUCUGCAACAUUAAACACUCAGAAUUAUCUCACCUUUCAAGUAAGGAUAUGAAAACACUGCAGAAGUUCCUGCAAGCUGGCCUGUCCGUAUCCAAAAACGGCAAAGAGCAACAGUGGAAAUUCAAAUCUUUGCCUUUGUUUGAAACGGUGCAGGGUGAACGAGUGAGGAUCGAUGGACCACAAGCUGUUUUUGUCCUCAACACCACACAUUUAGGGAAAUUUCCCGAUUUGAUCCGAAUGCCAAAAGACAACAUUUUUCUCAGAAGCAACCCAGAAAACAAUGAUUUGUCACAGAUGCUGAACAUUGCAAUCCUGAACGAUUUGGAAUAUUUCAUGAAGUUCAUCUUGCCUCAUGCCCAGAGGCUCACAGAGAACGAGAUUCUCCAGUCGCUGAAGCUGUUGCUCUCAAACUAUUCCCAAUUUUUUAGCUACAAGGAUGAAAUCAUCUCCACAAUGAGGACAGUCAAGCUAAUCCGCAGUUCUCAGGGUCAGAUGGAGACCGCAUCGUAUUUCUUCGACGACAAAAUUGAGCUUUACAAGAAAAUGGUUUCUAAAGACAGAUUUGUGCCAAAAAGGUUUUGGACAGAAGUGAGUGAAGGACCUCUUCAAACAGAACAUGCAAGAACCUUCAUCCGUGACUUUGGAAUGAAGCACCAAAUAUCAGAAGAGGAUAUCAUCAAUUUUGCACACCAACUAGAAUUUGAAGCAAAACAGAGCCGCCAUCUUAAAGAACUGGAAAAAAAGUCCUCGUUGUUGCUGAGAGAAGCAUUGAACAAAGUGAGGGGUAACAAGAAGUCUGGGGAAAAGUUUUUGCACAGCAUUGCUCACAUUCCCUUCCUUGUUCCUAUGAAAGUUCAGGAAGAACUCUGCAGCUAUCACCAAGCAUUUGCUGCACAGAGAAAUGUUGUUGAAAUCAGAGGCUCUUUGAUCAAUAUAGAUCCAAAACAUCAAGAUCUGAUUUGGACCUCAAUGCCAGUUAUAGAUCUACCAGUUAAAAUCUCACCACCGCUCUUACAAAUGAUGAAAAAUGCUGGAGCUCAUGAAAAGCCACCAUCACAUUUGGUGACGACCAACAUGAGAAACAUUUGUCAGUCUCCUUGUUUAAGUGAGGAGCAGAUCAAAACACGUGCCAGAGUGUUUCGAAGUGCAUACGCUUUUCUGCAAGCUGUAGACUUUCCUGCAGAGACACUGACUGAUCUCCCAGUGGUGUUGGUUGAAGAAGACACUCAGCUUGUGAAGGCCUCUGACGUGUGUCUGUCCCUCAAAGAUGAGCUUGAGUUUAGACCAUAUUUACACAAAAUUCUUCCCCGCGAUGCUUUGUUUGGUGAGUUUUUCAGAAAGAUUGGUGUAAAGGAAGCACCCACAGCAAGGCAUUUAUGCAAUGUCCUGGCAGCCGUCCAUGCUGAUUCCAGAGAUAAGCACCAGCUAAACGCAAACCAGUUCAAAACUGUGAAACGAGCUGUUGAGCAGCUGUUUAACUUGUUGGAAGCUCAAGGAAACACAAUCCUCGCUGACAUAGAAAUCUUGUAUCUUCCUGCAGUGGAUGGAAAGUUAUACUCUUCAUCCUCCCUCUUCUACAACAACACAACCUUUGAGACCAAACGGUUGGAGGAAGCUCUUGAGAAUAAGUUCCUGCUGCUGGAGAAACUCAGCAAGUGUCACUUGGACUGUGACAUCCAUGAGCAGCACCGGCUGGUGCAACUGCUGCCUUCAAGUUUACAGCCUAAAAUGUUGACUCAGAUAACUCAGGAGGAAGUGAUGGAAUCACAUUUACAACCAUGUAAGUUCUUGACUGAUUGUGAGUUUAGUGGAUGGUUUAAUCAGCAUCUUUCAUCCAAAGAAUUUAGACAUGGACUUGUGUGUCUUCUUAAGGAUCAGUCUCAAGGGAAAAUAUCACAGACAGAGGCCUCAGCAAUGUGUGACAGAACCUUUGGCAGCAUUCAGAUUGUCUGUUGUGAGAGCUUGGCAACAAAGCUAUGGAUGGAUAAAGAGCCACUGGACAAAACUGUCAGAGAAACAGAUGUUUUUGUGAGAAGAAAGCAAGAUGGCUGCAUAGUUUACUUGAAACACAAUGAAGACAUGGCUCCCAAAGUGCUAAAUGCUAUUAACAUGACAUUAACAAAAGAAAUGAAUCUUCUUCUUGGCCACAGACUUAAAUCAGAUCAUCUCCAAGUACUCGGGCAGCUCCUUCUGUGUGAUACUCUCCAAGAUGUUCAGAAAACUUUGGCUGACAAUAAUAUUCAUGACAGUGCAGAAACUGAGAGUGUUCUUUUCAGUCCACCAGAACCAGGUACAGAAAUUCCUGAGGAAUGGCACGAUUCGUUGGACAUGAGCUUCCUCAACAACUUUGAAGAGGGCGAAUAUGUGGGCUACAGAUUCAAUGACAAGUACAUCUAUGCAGUUAUUGCAGAGGAGAUUCCUGAAAAUGCUGGGCGAUGUUCCCAUAGAUACAAAAUAGACAUUGGACAGAAUGAGCUUGUUGAAGUCGGCUAUCUGGACCUGUAUCAGUUUAAACGAGAAAAGACCACACAUUGUAAGGAAUUGGAGCCACUGGCAGGAGCUACGCCACAAACAGGUUCCCCCAACAAAUCCUCACGUUCCUCCAAUAAAUCCUCAAGCGCGUUACCAGCUUCGUUAUUGGAAGCUAAAAGUGAAAUAGACAGAUGUCUAACUGAGAUCUGGAGUCUUCCUUUGGAUGAGAGACAAAAGGGAAUCAAGCGGCUUUACCUCAGAUGGCAUCCUGACAAAAACCUUGACUGCAUUGAACUGGCAACAGAAGCAUUCAAGUAUUUGCUGAAUUGUAUUGACGAACUCACCAAAGGCAAGGUAGGAACUGCGAAGCAAUCGAGUGCCAGGGCAAACUGGGAUUUCAGACAUUUCCAUGAGCAGUGGAAUCAGGAGGCAAGACAUCACAGAAGCAGUCGAGAAAGAUCCUACAAGAGCUACAAUUCCUACAACUUCUCCAGCCAUUAUACAAACGUUCCACGGCCAAACAAAGAGGAGGCCCGGCGCUGGUUCAAGCAGGCUCGCUGCGAUCUCGAUGCUGCUCAAAAAGACUCAGACGGUGGAAGCACAGAGUGGUGUCUUUUUAAAAUCCACCAAGCAGUGGAAAAAGCUCUCACAGCUGCAGAGUUUAAACGGAGCGGUCAACGCACCACCAACAGCACCAUUUCAGCCACAGCUGAAAGAGUUUCCCGCUACCACAGCCUGCUGAGGGAUCUGCCCAAGAUUGUAGAGGAUCUCAAGAAGCUGGGAGUGGACAACAAAAAGACUCAAUACCCCAGCUGUCACACUUUUCCUCACAUACCAAAUGGGCAGUUUAAAUCAGAGGAUGGAUUGCGUGCGCUGAACAAAGCCUCUGAGCUUUUAAAUAAAAUACAAGCAUACAUUCAGUAGGUGUGAACCCAGUAAGACUCAGGAUCUUUCUAUCAAGGCAUUAUCGUUCAGUUUGCCCUUAAACAUCCUUGAAAGAUGGAUUUUGAUUGUUUUUUUCUUUAGAGUAUGAAACAUAACUGUAUGUAGCUGUUAUAAAAGUUCUUAUCCUUAAAAAACUACUUUAUUAACAUGCUAAUUUUGAACAUUUUUCUUUCCAUUUGUAUUUUCUAUGGGGGAUCAACACAUAAUGUUGUACUUGCUUUUAUGGUUAAAAGGGAUUUUUUUUAUGUCUGUGACUCUGGGCCAUGUACCAAUAUAGCUAUAUAAAUACAGCUAUAUAAAUACUAUUGAAACAUUUCCAAUCCAAUAUAACGUUUUGAUUAUCAUAAGUCAUUUAUUGUACUUUUGUCUUUCAUUCAGUACAUAUUUUUUAAACUGCAGUUUAUUUUUUUCAGAUUAUGCAUUUACUUUUUUGAUUUCAGAUGGUUUUGUGCCCUUAUAUUAUUAGUUAACUUCUGCAAUCAUAUUUUUAAAAUUUCAGAGUUCAAGAUUGUAUUUGUUGAAUUUCUAACAUUUGGAAGCAGACGGAGGUUUAAGUUGCAAUUCUGUCUUUAAGCAACAUUUUUUGGGAGUUUUCUUGCUGAAGUUAGUUUUUAUGUUAUUCCUAUCUCAAUAACAAAAUGUCGUUCUACAAUACAAAAUAUUCAUUUUUUGCAUGUCAUCGUAUAUCUUUCUUGCAUGUUCUUGCCAGGAUUGUAUUAUAAAACUGUUUUCAAACUUUUUUUGUCAAAGGUUCCUCUUCAGGGUAUUUUCUUUGUUUUUUUUUGUGUUUUUAAGAGAAAUUUUUAAUUUACUGUGUAGGAUGUGAGGCAACAUGGGAACCAUCAUACAUUUGAUUUGUACUUUUCUGAUUCAUUAGUUAUGUUGUUUAUAAAACUUUAAGGAAAUAGUUGAAUGUAUUACCAUGAGAAAAUAAAUUGAUAAUGCCCA
Oryzias melastigma (Indian medaka) is the source of this 13870-nucleotide messenger RNA. RefSeq names its product sacsin (gene sacs2). NCBI's taxonomy places the organism in Eukaryota, Metazoa, Chordata, Actinopteri, Beloniformes, Adrianichthyidae. Bases 119 to 12901 code for a protein of 4260 amino acids. The record is from RefSeq and is a predicted model, not a curated record. The transcript is spliced from 9 exons.